AUGGAGGCGCAGGCUCGAGCGUUGGAGGAGGAAGUGCAGCAGCUGGGCGCGCAGGAACCGACGAAACACACGGCAGUGAUGAAGCAGAGACUGUACACUCGCGUGGGUCAGUUUCUCAUGGGCAGUCUGAACAUGCAGCACUGGUGGUGCGAUCAUUCGUCGCUCAUGGUGUUCAUGAUGCGCGUGCUGGAGCUCUACCCGGCGUCCGAGAGCGUCUGUGCCUUUUACAAGAAGAUGGAGCAGCAACUGCGUCAUUGUUGUCGAUGCGUAGACACUUACCACGCAGCUCUACCGAGCGUCCGUGUGGAGCUGGAGUUCGAGUUCACGCCCGAAUCGAUCGCGUCUUUUUUCGUCAAAUUACAAGCGCUAGAUGCCGAUCGGGUGCAGCGGCAGUUGGCGGACGCGUUCACGGGGUUGGUCAAGGCCUCGCCGGAAAAGCAGGAAAUUAUGGCAAACACGCUGUAUGAAGUGCUUCAUCACCGGCGUCUGCUGUCAGACUUCCGUAUUGUACGAGUGUUGUCGAGGUGGGUCUGUUCUCCGUUCGCAGAUGUGAAAGCGAAUUCGUAUCUGGAAAGCUUGCGUGGUUGCGCUGGGCUGUAUCAGUUACUGGUAUCGCCAGACUCUGCACUUAGAGAGUGGGCCCAAAAUAUGGUGCAACACUUUGGCUCGAUCCAGCUGCGUGGCGAUCGCGUGGAAGACCGGUAUUUACUCGAAGUGCUGGAUGAGUGGAUGUACGUACUGGAAAAUGAAGCAUUCAACAAAUCUAUGUUGUUGCUCGAUUUUAAAACAAAAGAGGAGAUUCAAGAUUUCUUGGAGCCAACAAAUUGCGUGAAGACUCCGACCAAGCCAAUGUUGUGGUCUGCACUUGAUACCGUAAUGCAGCAAAUGGACCUUGACAGCUUAGAAGCGAUGCUGGUUUCGUUUGAUACGAUCCCCGAUGUAGUUUUUAACUAUUUACAGGAUGCAGACCCUGCAGGAGACCAGACGCUCACCUUGGUGGUCUCCAAGUGUUUUGCAGUUCUCUUACGCUGUCUUGGGCACCGGUUCUGGGAUCACAGCGUCAAUUCGCCGAAAGUUGUGCUGGAUGUAAUAAUGCAGCAUUGCCGUCUCAUGUCGUGGCGCGUGUAUGUCACGAAACAGUUUAUUGAGCUUCUGCCACCGCUUCUUGUGACUAUACGACCGUCUCAAAUCGUCAGCCAAUCGUCCAAUCAAGAAAAAUACGACGAGCUUGAUUUUUAUUUGGAGACACGCAAGAAUAUGAUGCAGUUCCUGAUUGUCGAGGAUCUUCGACCGAAGCAUUACGAUGCUGUUGCCAUAGUGGCGACAUCAAGGGCAGCUUUUACAAUUUUGCACGACUGUUACGAACACCGUAUGCCUGGUUCUGUUAAAAGCAAUCGGGAGAGUGGGCGAGAUGAAGGCGCGCUGUCCGAAUCAAUUUCUGUCGACUACUCGAUUUCUGAAAGCGCUUUUUGGUGGCCAUGCAGCUCUGAGUCUGGUGAUGUUACAAACAGGAUACUGGGAAAGCUAUGGAUGAACCAUUUAUUUGAUAUUGUUAUCAAACCUAACAAUGUGGAGUCGCUGGUUGACUUGGCUGCGGAGACUACCGCUCUCAUUCUAAGUAAACAUUUGCAGCUCGCUCGUGAUGCUGUGUAUUCACUGAUAUCUUUGAGCGAUGUGGGAGAUUUGGGAUCGAGUGUAGCGAUGACAAAGAUAAAGCCCAUUAUAACCGAUUUGCUGGAAAAACUGUGCUCGUGGGGUACAGUCACAACGAUACCGCUUCAGGUGCAUGGAGCGCUGUUCGAGUCAAUAGGAGGAAUUGCUGAGUUGUUAAACAGUGCCGUUGCUCAAACUAACAUCAGUGACCAGCUCAGACAUCUUACAACAACUCUCCAGAAAUACGAGAAAUGUACCCAACAAUAUCUGCAGUGCAUGUGUAAUGAAGUGCUACUGAAAGGCCUGGCCAAUCCGUUUGGGUUUCCUGUUGUGGCACAGCACAUCAGUGCCUGUUAUCUGAGUCCGACAAACAGCGUCGACCAGAUGCUGAAAAGGUUGAUUUGCCACCAUGCUGUUGGCAAAAAUCGUCCAGCGCAAGUAAUUUCUCCUUUGGAGGCUGUUCUCGUUUCUGUUCAUCGAAAUGCUGAAGCGUUUUUACGUGGUCAGCUUUCUAUGCUUCAACCCAUGCGGCUCUAUGGUUUCUCGCAGGCAGUCUGUUUACCCGCCACAAAGAAGCUUAUUUUCGUGUGGUCACGCAUAUUUGAUAUGCUGAGCAACCACCUGGAGAGCGUUUUUAAAAAAGCGGUGGGUGGAAAAGCUAGGACUACAUCCUCGCACCAGGUCACCGAUGUUGGCAUCGCAGCAGCGCACCUGCUGAAACUUCCGAAUUUGAUCAAUGACUUUUUGAUCGCUAUGCUGACAAAUUUGUUUGGCUCCAAAGCAAAACCUACCAUAGAAGUCACAGAAACUAUUCGCGUGCAAUGUCUCGACUUCGGAAUAUCAUUCUGGAAGUUCUAUUCAUCAGUGUCAAAGGGCUUAAGUGCAUCUUACAAACGUGUGGUGGGGCUGAUAACUCCAUUGGUUGAGUGUAUAGCUAGGGGGUCGGCGUCUGAGAAUAAGCGGGCCGCUCAGUUGUUAAUGACAGUGAUGGGUUGCCUUCUGGAAGCAAAUACUCAUCUGGACGAAGUUACACUAAAUAUGAUUGACAGCAUAAAGGGCGAGGCAGCGUUGAUUGAAUCUAAAACGUCUACGGACUUUGGUCGCAUGACGAAAAAGUUUCGGCAACUAGAUCAAAACUCGCGGUUUUUCACGAAGCGCUUGACGGCAUCGAGUAUUGGGCAAAGCCUUGAGGAAAUGACUUCUCGGUCCACGUCUAAGAUAUUAUCGCGGGCUAAAUCUUCUGCGGUAUCAAACCAAGCGGCAGCUCGAAAACAGCAUAGUUUUUAUUCUGAAGAAGAGUACCACACCGCUUCAAAGAAGGCAUCUACCGUUGUGGGGCAGGCAUCAAAUUCAAAGUCUGCGUUUGAUAUGGCCCAAGUCAUAAAAGGGAUUUCACAUUCACACCCAAGCUAUUCCAGCAAGGCGAUUCAGUCCGAACAACCAAAGAAACAGGUUGACAAAGGUGUCGUUGAAAAUAUGGAAGAGGAGGAGAAAGAAGAGGAUGUUGAUCUACGUUUUGCGGCACUUUUCCAUCGAAUUAAAGCUACACGAAAACCAAUAGCAACUUGCUCGCUGCUACCAUUUUACCGGCAGCUACUUCAAGUUUGCAUGCCUGUUCUUUUAUCCGGCGAGUUUCAAAAUGGACAAUCUGAUAAAGAGCUAGAAGCUCCUGGGUUGAGUUUCAAGAAGAAUGCCGACUAUGUCCGAGCCUUUCUGCCGCUGAUGCUAGAAGAGUGCAACAACGAAGUUCAGGAAGGACUCCGAAAGUGUUGUUAUGGGAAUCGUGGUCACCUUUUGCGCUAUGAGUCCGAAAAGCCGCGAGAAGGCAUGCGCUGCAUAAGUUUCAGCACUGUCCAGAAGGACGAGGAGCUUCUUUCUAGCUCUCAGGCAAAGUUUGGCGGCAAAAGGCGUCCGAGGAGUGGCUUCAAUGAGAAGUUAUUUCGUAAUGGUGAUGUGGUGCUUUUGCGAAUCUCAGCGGGGAGCCAGAACCAAGGUGGUUUUAUGGGAAAACGAGAGUUUUUGGGUGUUAUUUCGAUCAGUGAGACGGAAAGGGGGCGGAGACAAACAUCAUCGACAAAGAAGAAUAGCAAGGACAAAGAUGAGGAAUCUGUAACGGUGCUUUUUCUGAACGACGGCGAGCUGGAUAACGCUACCGCAAGUGUACGUUCGUUCGCGACUGAAAUAUUGGCAGCCAGUGCGAUCGCUGACACAGAGUGGAAGGUGAGUCCACUCUGUAAUUUGGUAACAUCAGCGCGCGAGUACAUCGCGCUCCGAUCCGUAGACAUGCUUCCUGAGCAUCUGAGAACGGCUAUAUUGACCCCAGAAGUUUACAAGUCUACACAAUCGGAGCUCAUUACCAUCACGUCGGUACUGACUGAUUUGCGAUUAAAGAAUUCGCGCGACAGCCGGUCCGCUAUUGUAAAGAUUUUGAAGCGCUUGGACAGGAUUGACGUGAUGCUGCCUGAUUUACGGUCUACAAGUAUAGGUAAAGCUGUGAACAAGCUACGCAAGCACGAUGACGCAGAAGUCAAGAUUCUUUCUGGAAAGUUGAAAGAAAAGUGGACGAGACUUAUGGAUACGAAUGAUGCUAGGGAGCGUGCUCCUCGCUUCCUUUCGCCCGCUCUUUGGGAGGCAAUCAAGCUUCAGUACAACUCGUCCCAGUUGCAGUCCAUUCACACCGUGCUAAAUAACUACAGCAUGGGCGUAUCUCUGCUUCAAGGGCCUCCGGGGACAGGUAAGACGAAAACAAUUAUGGGCCUCCUGAGUGGAUUGCUUUCGUUGCGACUGCCAGCUACUGCAGUCAUGCCAACGAUAAGCUCAGGAAGCAGUUCGGGCGACGGUAGCAAAGGCGAAUUUAGCAAUUUUAAGGCUGCGCGAUCUCGCGGCGUGAAUGCUGGGUUGCCAAGCGGACCCACAUCGACUCGACCGACAGCGCCGACUUUCCUCUUGAGUGGGAUUACAUCUGCGCUUGGAAGUGUUCUCCGUCGUUCCCCCGACUCCUUGGCAUCUGGCCCGAGUCGAACGACCAUUCAGUCGCUUAAAAAUGGUGGCGCAUCGCGUAGUCGUUUGGAAACUAAGCUGUCAUCUCGUACGACCCAUCCAGUGCCGCAUUCCAAUCUGGUGGUAAAGCGCCGGGUUAUAUUGAGAGCCAUAUCUGAGCAUCUGACGGGUCGGACAAACAACGUACUACUUUGUGCACCAUCCAACGGUGCCGUAAACGAGUUGGUGUUGCGGAUCGUUACAGACGGGCUAAUGGAUAGCACGGGGAACGUAACGAAAGUUCGAGCGCCGAGUGUACAUCAUGAAGCAUUGUCAGAUGAACGAAUCUCUAUCGUGCGCCUCGGAAAUGCAGGCGAAGAUGCGUCAGAUGUUGUUGAUUCUGUAUGCUUGCCACAUAUCAUCCGGCGCGAAAUGGCAAUUCAUCCAAAAGCAAUGGAACUAGAUUCACUCCACGAAAGACAGCGGCACUUGCGAAGUUCUAUUCGCGAUUUUCACAACAAAGCAGAAGAUCGGGACGGCCCUAAGAAAGAUCGGAAGGCGCUGGCCAAGAUGCAUCAACAACUGACGGGAUGCUCAGGUAAGAUCCGACGCUUGCGAGAUGAAGUGACUGCAAUUCGGGCCAAAAUGACGGAAAGCAUCUUGUCCAAGGCAAGCAUUAUAGCUUGUACACUGUCAAAGGCAGGUAGUGGUGAUUUUUUGGGAUUGAAGCAUGGCUUUGAUGCCCUCAUCAUCGAUGAAGCCGCCCAGGCAGUCGAGCUAAGUACGCUUGUGCCGAUUCGGGAGCGUGUAGCUCGUGUCGUGCUGGUGGGCGAUCCGAAACAGCUUCCUGCUACAGUGAAAAGCGUUGUCGCGGCGAAGGCACGAUACGACCGGUCAUUGUUUGAAAGGAUAGCUGAGAGUGGGGUCGCGCCAUCGAUGCUUCGUGUGCAAUAUCGCAUGCAUCCGUUUUUACGGGACUUCCCUUCCGAGAGGUUUUACGGAGGGAUGUUGACAGAUGGACCCAGUGUUAUGGAGCGAGUUCAGAAGGUCUGCUCUGGCGUGUAUGCGCACACAAGCUUUCAGCCUUUCUUGUUGUAUGAUGUUAACAAUUCGCGGGAAGAAGACAUGAACGGGUCAAAGUACAAUCGCAUUGAAGCUGCAUUUUGCGUUAGUCUGUGCCACAACAUGUUUAAAACAUGUGCUGACGUACGUAACAACAAGUGGAGUGUCGGGUUUGUGUCACCGUACAAGGAACAAGUACGCGUCCUUCGGCAAGAAAUCACACGCUCAGGAAUCCCGGCAAGCGUACCGAUUGAGGUAAAUACAGUGGACGGGUUUCAGGGUCGGGAGAAAGACGUGAUUGUGUUUUCAUGCGUACGCUCAUCUCGGUCUGGGGGUAUUGGUUUCUUGCGCGACGUCCGCCGACUGAAUGUGGCAAUUACGCGGGCACGCUAUUGCCUGUACGUUAUUGGAAACGUUAGCACCCUAAUGCGCGAUGAGACGUGGGCUGCUCUAAUCAAGAGCGCUCGAGACCGUAAACUUAUUAUUCGCACGGAGGGAGAGGAUUUUCCUCGCGUGGUGGAGAGGCUAGCGGAAGAUAACUGCCGUGGGCUGGCUGAACAUUACAAGUCGAUGCACGCGAAAGUGGCUUUGAAGUCUAUUUCCACCGUGAAACCUGCGAAGUCGAUUGGAAAUAAACCUGCCGAGGCCACAGUGUCAAAGUUUGGCUUGGCCGCGACACCGAAAGACGCGGAAGCAAGUGAUGUCAAUAUGAGCGAGGAUGAAGUGCCGUGUGGGUCGACAAAUAACAGCAAAGGGACUGAAACGGACGAGGCGUCCAAAAGUGACAGACCGUAUACGGACUCUGCUUCAAGAGAACCAUGUCUGCAGCUUUCAUGCACUCAAAAAAAAAGUCAUCAUGAAGUGAGACAACCUGUCGACAGUCUAAAAAGAUCUGUAGAAGAGUCGUUAACUGCAGAAAGUGCGAAGAAGGCCCGCAUAUCCGAAGUGGCAGUGCCUUCUGGGGCAGACAUGACUGACCGAUAUGAGAUUCGACGCUGUCGUGAUCGGAGCAAGCCGAUGGAAACGGAUUCGCAUCAGCGUCAUGCGAACCGCUCUGAUGAGGGAGCUGCUGGCCAGACAAGGAUUGGAUGCGCGGACCUUUCGAGAAGGGAAGUUCGAGGUAAAGAGCCUCGCAGGCUGUCGGACUACCGAGAGUCAUCUGAACUAAAGCGAGGCGAGAGAAGGGGAGAGGUGGCCCGGCCAAACGACCGGUACCGUCGAGAGAUUCGUCGUGGUCACGAUAGUCGGGACCAACCCGCUCGUGUAGAAUCGAGCCAUACGUCUCGACCGCCGUUUGCUUCGCUCGGAAGUGAACUACCGCAGUCGAUUUCUGAGAAGGAAUUUUGCCAAGUGAAUCAGUCUCGCUCUCUGUCAAGGGCAAACUCUUCACAUUCGAUGACCUCAAAGGCGAGAGAAAGACGGCCGUAUCGAGAGUCUUCUUGUCCUCCAGUGCACCCCGACCAUCGCGAUCGUGCCCAAUCAUCCCGGCAACAUGACAAUCAUGCAAUGUCAGGCAGGAGCAGCUAUCGGAACAAGUCAAGCAACAAUAAAACCCACAGCAGCACUGCACGGACUUCUUCCAGUAGAAGUACAAACGUGCUGGGCAAUAUUCUCGGCAGCGCUUCGAAGCUAGCAAACGCGACUUCGCGCGUGAAAGUGAAGACAAAUUUGCACUGCUCUGAGAUUCCGUAG
Messenger RNA from Peronospora matthiolae, 7386 nucleotides. NCBI's taxonomy places the organism in Eukaryota, Oomycota, Peronosporomycetes, Peronosporales, Peronosporaceae. The record is from the annotation of a GenBank genome assembly.